This is a messenger RNA of Anas platyrhynchos (mallard), 711 nucleotides long. The record is from RefSeq and is a predicted model, not a curated record. NCBI's taxonomy places the organism in Eukaryota, Metazoa, Chordata, Aves, Anseriformes, Anatidae.
AUGGACCAGCCUGGGAACGACACCGUGAAAAGCACCCUCAGCACCAUCAGCACUUCCCACACGCUGCCAGCCCAUGGCAACACAGGCAGCAGUGCUGCCGAUUACGUCACCCCACCCCCUUCCCUCCCUCCCCUCCUUCCCUCCCCUCCCCGCUCUGCCCCCCCUCCGCCCGGCUCCAUCACAGUGGUCGAUCGCCCCAUUGGCGGCCGCGCGCACCCCGUUCACCGACGUCACCUCCUAGGGGGCGACUAUAAGAGGCGGCGCGCUGCGACCGGCCGCGACCGCCGCCGCCGCCCCCGCCAUGUGAGCUGGGCGCCGCCGCCCGCGCCUCGCUCAGUUAGAGCCGAGCCCGUCCCGACCCGACCACACCCGACCGGACCGAGCGCCCCGCCGGCCGCCGCCGCCUCCAUGCAUCCCGCCCUGUACACCCGGGCCAGCAAGAUACGCGAGAUCGCCGCGGCCGUGGGCUUCAUCUCCAAGUUCCUGCGGACCAAGGGGCUGAUGAACGAGCGGCAGCUGCAGACCUUCAGCCAGAGCCUGCAGGAGCUGCUGGCAGAAGGCCAAGUUGCCUGAAUCAGUUGUUUCCCAAGCUGGAGGAAUGCCAAGUUGGCUCAAGUUAGCUCAAGUUUCAUAACUGAAGUUUGACUCAUAACGAGAUGUCAAAUAUUUUGUUCUCAUUACGAUUUUAACUACAAGAUUUAUUCUAUCCUA